CAAUUUAACGUGUAUGACUAUAAAAUGGUACGGCUCUGCAAGUUCUAGUUCUAGUUUACCAGUUCAAUGUAUUAGGUGGUCUUUGGUAUUAUUUUUUAUCCUAAAUCUAUAUUUAAGCAUUGUUUUUAUCCUACAUUAGUAUCGGUGUUUGAAAGUUUGAGUCUGAUGACGAUUUUAGUUGGCGACAAAUAUUAUUUGGGCAAGAGGAUUGCAGAUGGGUCAGAAAUCUUUUACGGUACUGAGGAAGUUGCAAUGAAGCGUGAACAUGUUAAGCAGACAAACCGUCAUCCGUUGAAGUAUGAAGCAAUGGUGUAUAAACAUCUACAGGAAAAAAGUAGUGCUCAACCUCGGUCCCUAACUGCUGAAGAUAGAAUACCGAAUAUGAGGUGGUUUGGAGUGGAUGGAGAUUAUAACUUUCUAGUAAUGGAUUUGCUUGGACCCAGCCUUGAAGAUCUUCUGAAAUUUUGUGGCGGAAGAUUUUCUUUAAAAACAGUUCUCAUGUUAGCAGAGCAAAUGAUUGAUCGGGUAGAAUUCAUUCAUUCUAAAUCAUUUCUACACCGCAACAUUGAACCUAGCAAUUUCCUCAUGGGAUUACACAGGCAAGCAAAUCAGGUUUUCAUUAUAGACUUUCGCCUGAGUAGAAAGUAUAGAGACUCGUCGACUCACCAACACAUACCUUACAGGGAGAAUAAAAACUUGACUGGGACAGCAGAAUAUGCUAGUAUGAAUGCUCAUCUUGGUAUCGAGCAGAGCAGAAGAGAUGACCUAGAAUCUCUUGGAUAUGUUCUUAUGUACUUUCUUAAAGGAAGUCUUCCAUGGCAGGGUCUGAAAGAUGGACAGAUUGAGAAGAUCAAUAAAAAGAAACUUUCAACAUCCAUUGAAGCAUUGUGCCGUGGUUAUCCUAAUGAAUUUUCUUCCCACUUCCAUUAUUGUCGUUCAUUGCGGUUUGAUGAUAAGCCUGAUUAUCUUUAUUUGAAGAGCAUGUACAGGGAACUCUUCAAACGAGAAGGAUACCGGUCAGAUCAUGAUGCUUAUGAUUGGACAAUUCUGAAGUACCAGCAGUUGCAAAUGGCUGCUCCUCCAUCCAAUACCCUCGAUCCAACUGCUGGAACAAGUUCUGGAAUCCGGCCUGCUAAUCUACAUGUUGACCUACAGUCAGGUGACAAGCAUACCGGGUCAAGCAGCUAUGGACAAGAAACGAAGAAAAGACGUUUAUCUAAGCAGAAGAGUUCAGAAGUAAAUGAUCCGGAAAAGAGGAAGGAUGCCACUUUUCCAGGCUCCAGUUCCUUGGGAUGGUCAGGUGGAUCAAUUAGCAGCGAUAAAGCAUUUACAACUGAGAACAAGAUCAUCACAACCUUGUUUUUUGGACCUUGGAAGUCCUUAGAUCCACCAACUUUCAUGUGUGGGAUUUGCAUGGAUCAUAAACCAUUGAAGAAAUCUUUUGCUAUCAAGGGCUGUACUCACUCCUAUUGUUCUGAUUGUGUUUGCGAGUACGUGACCUCCAAGAUUCAAGACAAGAUUACUCAAAUUCCUUGUCCUGUUUCUGGUUGUAAUGGCAGUUUGGACCCUGAACAUUGCGGUCCCAUUUUGGCCCCCAAGGUUUUUGAAAAAUGGGGAGAUGAAUUAUGCGAGGCUCUGAUUUUAGCCCCUAAUAGAUUUUACUGUCCAUUCAAAAAUUGUUCUGCACUUCUUAUUAAAGGGCGUGAUUUUAAAAAGAUUGUUGAAUCAGAAUGCCCGAUUUGUCAUAAGUUGUUUUGUGCAAAGUGUAUGGUUCCUUGGCAUUCUGGGAUUAAGUGUAGCAAGUUUCAGAAGUUACAGAAGGAGAGGGAACGGAAUGAUAUAUUGCUUGAGCAACUUGCUAAAACAAAGAGAUGGAGAAAGUGUUCAAAGUGCAAGUUAUAUGUUGAAAGGACUGAAGGUUGCUUAUUUAUGAGAUGCAGGUGUGGGUAUACUUUCUGUUACAACUGUGGAGCUCAUCUAACUGAACAUUACUGUAAAAACUGCAAGCACUGAAUCAUGUUCACCAAUUGAGUUGGAUGAACUCCCUCUACUGGUUGGUCCGUCAUGACAGGCUUCUAAGAAGGUCCAUUGGUGCUCAGGGUAUUUCAAUUCUGUGUAUGCUCCCUGUUCACUGUAUAUUAAAGGGACAAUCGCGAUCUUACAAGUAAUAGUAUAUUUUAUCCAUUGGUACUUGAAGGAUAUUUUAUCUGCUGUGUGCCUGGUUUCAUAUAACUGAAGUUUUAUUCUAUUAUUAAAUGCUGUCUUCAAAAUACAAUAAUUAUACAGUUCUGCCCCAGAACAGAUUAAUAUGUUCUU
This is a messenger RNA of Daucus carota subsp. sativus, 2316 nucleotides long. RefSeq lists its product as uncharacterized. NCBI's taxonomy places the organism in Eukaryota, Viridiplantae, Streptophyta, Magnoliopsida, Apiales, Apiaceae. Gene Ontology annotation, molecular function: protein serine/threonine kinase activity; zinc ion binding; ATP binding. Gene Ontology annotation, cellular component: nucleus; cytoplasm. The transcript is spliced from 16 exons. Gene Ontology annotation, biological process: peptidyl-serine phosphorylation; endocytosis; signal transduction. The record is from RefSeq and is a predicted model, not a curated record. The coding region runs from base 166 to 2013 and encodes 615 amino acids.